Monoraphidium neglectum is the source of this 415-nucleotide messenger RNA. RefSeq lists its product as hypothetical. The record is from RefSeq and is a predicted model, not a curated record. The annotation marks the transcript as partial. Lineage: Eukaryota; Viridiplantae; Chlorophyta; Chlorophyceae; Sphaeropleales; Selenastraceae. The transcript has a single exon.
GCCGCAGGGCGGGGGUAUCUUCGAUAUCUUCAGCGGGUUCCUUGGGCAGCAGCAGCCCAGCGCGGAGCCGCCAGCGGCAGCGGCGCCCGCGCCUGCGCCCGCCCCUACGCCCGCGCCCGCGCCCGCUGCACAGGCGCCGGCUGUUGCCGCGCCGCCGACGGCCGCCGCGCCAGCGGCGCCCGGCACGCCGCCGCAGACGCCUGCCGCAGCCAAGCAGCCGCAGCAGCAGCAGCAGCCACCGCAGCAGCAACCGACGCAGCAGCAUCAAAACCUGGAGCAGGAGCAGCAGCAACAGCAGCAGCAGCAGCAGCAGCAGCAGCAGCAGCAGCAUGGCCAGCCGGCAGCUGCAGGCAGCGGGGCCGCCGCCGGCCCGGCCGCAUCCAGCAAGGCCCCUGUCAAGUCAGAGGCGCGGUGA